This is a messenger RNA of Balaenoptera acutorostrata (minke whale), 2715 nucleotides long. It is a transcript of the gene MYCT1, whose product is annotated as MYC target 1. Gene Ontology annotation, cellular component: nucleoplasm. The coding region runs from base 1 to 696 and encodes 231 amino acids. NCBI's taxonomy places the organism in Eukaryota, Metazoa, Chordata, Mammalia, Artiodactyla, Balaenopteridae. The record is from RefSeq and is a predicted model, not a curated record. The transcript is spliced from 2 exons.
AUGCAAACACAAGUAUAUGAGGGGUUGUGUGAAAAUUAUUUUUCUCCUGCUGAACCACAAAGACAUAAAAUCAAAGUGCUUCUUUUGGACAUACUGGUUUUUCUUCUCGCUCUUCUCUUCCUUGUGGAUAUUAUGGCUAAUAACACAACAAGUUUAGGGAGUCCAUGGCCAGAAAACUUUUGGGAGGGUGUUAUAAUGUCCUUCACAGUGUCCAUGGCAACUGUACUUGUAAUUGGAGGAUUUAUUUGGGCUUUGUUUGUUUGUUUGUCUCGAAGAAGAGCCAGUGCCCCCAUCUCACAGUGGAGUUCAAGCCGGAGAUCUAGAUCUUCUUACACCCAUGGCCUCAACAGAACUGGAUUUUACCGCCACAGUGGCUGUGAACGUCGAAGCAACCUCAGCCUGGCGAGCCUCACUUUCCAGCGCCAAGCUUCCCUGGAACAAGCCAAUUCCUUUCCAAGAAAAUCAAGCUUCAGGGGCUCAACUUUCCAUCCGUUUCUGCAAAGUCCACCACUUCCCGUGGAAACUGAGAGUCAGCUGGUGACUUUCCCUUCAUCCAAUACCUCCUCCACCAUCAACACUUCCCACAGUCUGGGCCGUCCUGAUUUCCACUGGUCCAAUCACAGUCUUCGGAUUGGCCUUUCAACACCAGCCCCACCUGCCUAUGAGUCAAUCAUAAAGGCUUUCCCGGAUUCCUGAGUAGGGUGUUUUUGUUUCUGUUUCUCUCUUUUCUUGUCUUUUAUUGAAAGGAAAUGACAAAUAGGCUAAACAGAAUUUUGAGGACAUGGCCCAAAUGCCUAAUGAGUUUCUAACCUGAAACGAGCACACACAAGUUGGACAUUACAAUGUAAAAACACAUUUUCUUUGAACACAUCUUUUUUCUUUGUCUCACAAAAGAAUAAUAUUUUUCCAAAUAGUUGUAUAUUUAUGUAUUUUGUAUUCGAUGUGAGAAUUAUUAAAGAUAGUGAUUCUUACCUAAGAAUCAGCUGGAUACAGUGUACAUAUUUUAGACUAAAAUAAAAACUUUAGAUAUUUGUGGUUUACAAUCCUCAUUUGCUGUCCAAUGUGACUAUAAAGGGGAAAAAAAUCACUUAAAAGUGUAUAACUUUUUUAAAAAAAUUUCUAUCCUAAGGAAUUUUAAUUUAAUUUUCUUUAGAAAGACAAGUGAACCACAUUACCAUCUUGGAUUUUUAAUGGAUUAUAUGGACACAAAAUGACAGAACAUAGGAGAUUCUAAAGUUCCUUGAUUCCACUCAUUUAUGAGAAGUGAGGGAAUCAAGCAAACGAAGCUGAACUCAGUGGGUGUUGCCGAAUACUAUAAUAAUUCUGACACUUCAGACUCCUUUUGUGCUUUCCCCAAGAAUAGUUAUCCACAUCACUGAGGCAAAAUCCUUGUUUUUACUCACACGGUGAUUUAACAUUUCUUUACUGUUGUGGUUAUAUUGUUAUAAAAACAACAACAGCAAAUCCAAUUCAUUUGAUCUAAAAACAAACUUUAACACUGAGCUUACAUUUUUUUUUAAGGAAUAAAUUUUAUUUCUUACAUUUAAAGCUAGCAACUGGGAAAGCACGUUAUCUAGGGAUCUUCUGCAACUUCACAGACAACUAAGGAAGCAUUAGUGGGGAGAAAGUCUUUCAGCCAAAUAGGUGUUACAACCAUGAAGAAUCCUCCUUCCUGGAUGGACUCAUUGGUCAUCAUCUUUUAUUUGCUUCUCUAUGAAUUUCAACUUCAGCUUCUGUGAAGAGUCUUUGCACAAAGGUUAAACUAUGUCAAAUGGUCCUUGGUGCAGAUAGUUAUUUAAGGAGUCCACCUCCACAGGUAGUCACCCUCCUAAAGGAAGCGAGCUUCAGUGGCCAGAUGCCUGUGGUUGCCCUUUUUCAUGUAAGGACACGAGUUCACAGGAUUAUUACUCAAAAGACCUGUGGUUUGUUUCUGAUAUAAUGAACAUUUAGCUUAUGUUGCUGUUUGUUUCUUGGAACAUUGGAAUUUUCCAUGAAGAAAAAUGUACUCUCAUUUUAGUUUCUGCAAUGCAGCUGUCCCAGCUAAUAGUGUCUGAAUAUGGCUCAAGAAUGGAAUAAUUUUUGCUUAAUAAAAGAUUCUGUAUAGCAUUUUCUUUCUCGUUUUUUAUUUAGCUUACAUUUUCCAUUGUUCUUCAAGGACAAUUAUGCUAAAAGAUGUCUAUAGUAAAUGUCUAUAAAUAGAUGCUCUCUAAUGCAAUAUACCUGAAAGAAGAAAGAAAGGAGGGAAGGAAGGAAGGGCGGAAGGAAGGAAGAAAAGAAAAAAAAGCUCGCAGGAUAACGGAUUUGUUGUAAGUUGUUUUUGGACAAACUUGGCAGUUACCAUAUAGCCACGUAAGGUUUUAAGAGAUCAUUAAUUUAGUAACAAGUCUAUAUUUUGCUUGUGAGUCAUCCUUAAUGUUUAACAUGAGAAGUAAGCAAAGUGUAUGGUUUUUGUCUAGAAUUUAUGUUGGGAGUAAAAACUGCUUUAUGUCUCUCAAAUGAGGAAAAUGAGAGCAGAAAUCCCCUGGGUAUUUAACCAUCUGGCAGAAUUAUUGCCUCCUCUCUCCCCAAGUUAUGAAACAAUCAAAAUGGGUAUCUUUUAAAAAUUGUGCAAUGUAUGAAAUGUGAAAUUAAAGCAAAAAUUGGAGACUUUUUUAGUUGUAUUUGUUUUAUUUGAAAUAUUUAGUUGAUUACAGAAUAAAAUUAAACUGGUGUCAA